Phragmites australis (common reed) is the source of this 1906-nucleotide messenger RNA. RefSeq names its product deoxymugineic acid synthase 1-D-like. Bases 607 to 1689 code for a protein of 360 amino acids. The transcript is spliced from 5 exons. Lineage: Eukaryota; Viridiplantae; Streptophyta; Magnoliopsida; Poales; Poaceae. The record is from RefSeq and is a predicted model, not a curated record. Gene Ontology annotation, molecular function: aldose reductase (NADPH) activity. Gene Ontology annotation, cellular component: cytosol.
AUCACCCAUUCCAUCCUUUCUCAGCUUCUCUGUCUCUGAACGGCUUUCUUCCCCAACCGCAUCAACAACCGAGCAAGAGCAACCCUAGCAAGCGAGUAGCAGCGGCGGCCGGCUAUACACGAGCACGGGGCAUCAAACAGGCGGGUGGGCGACACCUGAAAGCUGGUGCAUGGCAGUGCCGCACCAAUAAGCAGCUGCGGCAAUCGGACGGCGCCGCGGCAGCACCGGCUCAAACGACACUAAAUGAAGAAUUGAGGCAACUUUGAUUAGUUACUACUCUACAUCCGUUCGGGCUAGCUUCUUAUAUGGCUAAUUCUUAUCUUUUAAAAUGGGAUAUGCUUUACUGAAGUACAUGAACUGACUGUUCCGCUGUUUUUCUAUAAAAUGGAGAACAAUUCCAGGCUCUACAUCUUGAGAUGUACACAGCUGACAGCCCUGCUGUUCCGCUGUGGAACAAAUUGAAGUUUCCCCAUCGUCCUAUUCGUAUUGAUAAACUCUGACGAUUGAUUAUUCAUGUGUAGUUUGGUGGGAGAUAUUUAGAGGCAUUAAUAAUGGAAAAAUUAUUUAUAAAUUUUGUUUGAACAAUGAAGUUUAUGUAGGUUCCACAUGCGUAUCCCAAAUUUUUGUCCUGCAUACGCUAUCUACACCUCACCUGCCACGCCAGACAAGCACAGAGAAACACGCAGACAACAGGCCAUGGCAUCACCACCAGCCAGGAGCAGCACCCGUCACUCCAAGAUCCCAGAGUUCUCGGUGGGCCCUAUCGGGCAGCCGAUGCCGGCAGUGGGGCUCGGCACGGCGUCACACCCGUUCGUGGCGGAAGACGUCAGGGCCGCUGUGCUCAUCGCGCUGGAGCUCGGCUACCGCCAUAUCGACACCGCCGCGCUCUAUGCCUCUGAGCGGGUCGUUGGCGAGGCCAUGGCUGAGGCAGCUCAGCAAGGGAUUGUGGCGUCCACGGAGGAGCUGUUUGUGACAUCCAAGGUGUGGUGCACGCAGUGCCACCCCCAACUCGUGCUCCCAUCCCUCAGGGAGAGCUUGUUGAACCUUCAAAUGGAAUAUGUUGAUUUGUACCUGGUUCAUUGGCCCAUGGCUGUAAAGCCUAGCAAGCCCCACUUCCCAAUGAAAAGGGAGGACAUUGUGCCCAUGGACCUGAGUGGCGUAUGGCAAGCAAUGGAGGAAUGCCAUCGGCUUGGCCUUGCUAAAAUGAUUGGUGUUAGCAAUUUCACAACAAAGAAGCUGCAGGAGCUGCUUGCCAUUGCAAAAAUUCCCCCAGCAGUAAAUCAGGUUGAAUUGAAUCCGACUUGGCAGCAGAAAAAACUAAUCGAGUUCUGCAAAGAUAAGGGUAUUCAUGUGGCUGCUUAUUCUCCCCUGGGAGGCCAAAGAAUAUCUAAAAUGAAUCCAGUACGACAGUCUGAGGUUCUGGAAGAGAUUGGAAAGGCUAGAGGGAAGUCAGUGGCUCAGAUUUCACUGAGGUGGAUCUACGAGCAAGGCGCAAGCAUGGCGGUGAAGAGCUUAAAAAGGGAGAGGCUUAAGGAGAACAUCGAAAUCUUUGGUUGGGAAUUGAGCGACGAAGACCGGUUUAAGAUUGGUGAGAUACCGCAGCACAAGUUGGUCACAGUGCAGAGUCUCCUAUGCCCUGAAGGCAUCUCCAAUGUGGAUAUUUCAGAUGUUGAUGUUCUUGAAAUGUAGCUGUGAUCUCCAUUUUCAGUCUCCAUUUAUUUCAGCGUGUUUGAUAUGGCAGAGGCAGUUAAGCCAUCUUUUGUUCUCGUGACCCCAUUUUUUCUCCACUACAAGUUACAUGACUUUGCUCUGCAUAAUUUGUGAUAAGAUUAAAUUACACAUUUUACCCUAGCAUAUGUACCAUCCAAAAUAAUUUUUAUAUGGAAAUAUGUUUUAGAGGUCAUCA